AUGCCGUCCGUAACGCAACAAGAGCCGAUGGUUUGCACCUCGAAGAAGCGGAGGCGAGGGGAUGACGACGGCGCAGAGUCCGAAGAAAACCGGCAUGUGUACAACUCAGCCGUACAAUAUAAGAUAGCUACGUCCUUGCCCAGGCAGCACCACUACCACGCCGCCGACCGCGCCAUUCUCGUGAGCGGUGGGCAAAUUCUGCACCAAGACGAACAUGCCCACAAUACUUUCUUUGCGAGGAGAACAUUGGUUCCACUUCAGGCCGCUACAAAGAGGGUUCGUAUGGACGGCGAACCUACGGAUGGGGAUCACAAUUUAACCCGAGACCAACAUCGUCGGAUAACGGUGGCUGCCCACACCCGCCAACCCAAAGUAUCGCACAUCUCUUCCAAAGACUACCAAGAAGCACUCCAGCAAACUAGCCACAACUCCCGGCCACACCCGCCCGCAAGAUCGGCUUCAGCGCCAGCGCCUGCUACAUCUACACUUGCGCCUUGUCACAUCUGUCAACGACGACCGACGAAGAAAUCGGACUUGGACUCUUUUGCCGACUGUGAGGGAUGUGGGAUGCGGACUUGUUAUGUUUGCAUUCGCGAGUGCCUGGGCUGGAGUAGGGGGGAAGCUGAUAGUAUCGACGACGAGUCGAUGCGUAUGGAAGACGUUGAUGAUCCAAGGGUAUUCAACUGCAUGGGAGGAAACGAGCACAGUGAAUCUUCUCGCGCUUGGCCAAGACCAGGCAUCUGGGGUCACCGCCAGAUGCAAAGCCUGUUCACCGACACGAUUUAUCUUUCGCUCGACAACGGCCGCUCGAGGCUGCUACCAGCGUAA
Molecule: messenger RNA, 828 nt
Organism: Pyricularia oryzae 70-15
Lineage: Eukaryota; Fungi; Ascomycota; Sordariomycetes; Magnaporthales; Pyriculariaceae
Exons: 2
Coding region: 1-828 (275 amino acids)
Source: RefSeq, a predicted model, not a curated record